CGUCAUCAAUCAAAUGGUCGUCGGCUCAUGUUUAGUUGAUGAGUAUUGAUUCCAGCUCGAGAUCGUUUUCGAAUGCUGAAAAUUCGGAAAUAACCAAAUGUUAAAUAUAUAGUAUAAUGGAUCAACAAAUUUUAGGAUUCAUUCAAGGAAUUCUUCAUUCUGGUGAUAAAUGUAUUAUGUUUAUAGAUGCUGGCCUAGUUCGUGAAUGGGUAAAAACUAGCAGAAUUUUAGUUCUUGUUGAACACAAUGGAGAACAUGGGUUUCUCAUUUGCAUUUCAUCUAAAGCAACGAUUACAAGUAGUGAAGAUAUUUCAAUUGAAAAAACAUUCCCUGUAGAUGAUAAUUUUAAAUGUGAAAUUGAUACUUCUGGUGUAGAUGUGUUAGGUGCAGAUAUUUAUGUUAAAAUUACUUAUCAAAAACAGAAACUACUUUUUGAACUGCAAUAUUCACAGAAAGCAAAUAUGUUUGUUGAUAUGAUUUCAAAAGUUUCAGAAGCAUAUUCUUUAAGAAUGGGACCUCUUCCAAACUUCUUAUGGUUGCAAAAAUAUAAAAUUACUGAUCAAAAUAAUUUAUCAAAUCAUUUUUCCAAUCUUUCGGAUAUGGACAAUGGCUCUAUUAACAACCUUGAAACAAAAUCAAUAAAAUCAGGUAUGGGAUUUGAAGAUAAUUUCUCAGACAUGUUUAUCACAGAUGAUGAUAGCAUUUGUGACACAUCAAAAGAAAAAGAUACAGAUUCUAUUGAUUCAAGAACAAAUGAUCUGUCUUCUCCUGAUAAUUUUGGAAAUUUGCCUCGGCAAAGUAUUGCUCUGGGUGCCACACCUUUAGCUGCAAGAGAGAGUGUUAUACGUAUUCAGAUGGCUAUGAGAGAAGAUGAUUAUACAUAUUUGGAAAAUUUUAAAAUUUUUAUAGGUACAUGGAAUGUUAAUGGUCAAGCACCAACAAUUUCAACAACAGAUUGGUUAAGUAGUGAUGAUGAGCCUCCUGAUUUUUAUGCCGUUGCUUUUCAGGAAUUAGAUUUAAGUAAAGAAGUAUUUAUAUUUAAUGAUACACCCAGAGAACAAGAAUGGUUAGUUGCAGUUAAAAAUGGUCUACAUCCAAAGGCACAGUACAAAAAAGUAAAAUUGAUCCGGCUCAUAGGAAUGAUGCUGAUAGUAUUUGUUAAGGAACAACAUGUUGAACAUAUUCAUAACAUAUCUGCAGAAACAGUGGGAACAGGCAUAAUGGGAAAACUGGGAAAUAAAGGUGGUGUAGCUGUAAGAUUUGAUUUUCACAGUACUUCUGUUUGUUUUGUUAAUUGUCACUUAGCAGCACAUGUAGAAGAAUAUGAAAGGAGAAAUCAAGAUUAUAAUGAUAUCUGUGCUAGGAUGGUAUUUAAUCAAUUUAAGCCUCCAAAAUUUAUUAAAGAUCAUGACCAUAUUUAUUGGUUUGGUGAUAUGAAUUAUCGCCUUAUGAGUCUUGAUACUGAGCAAGUUAAAGCAUUUAUUGAUAAAGAGAAUUAUUCUGUAUUACAAGAACAUGAUCAGCUAACAAUACAGCAUGGUUUAAAGAGAGUUUUUGUUGGUUAUUCUGAGGGACCAAUUAAGUUUUUGCCAACAUACAAAUAUGACCCUGGGACCAAUCAGUGGGAUUCAAGUGAAAAGAGUAGACCACCAGCUUGGUGUGAUCGAGUUUUAUGGAAAGGUGAACAUAUGAAGCAAUUAUGUUAUCGAAGUCAUCCGUCAUUACUUAUUAGUGAUCAUAAACCUGUCAGUGCCAUCUUUGAAUCAGGGAUCAAAGUUGUAGAUAACACAAAGUAUAGAAAGAUAUAUGAAGAAGUAUUAAAGAAGCUUGAUAAGUUAGAAAAUGAAUUUUUGCCUCAAGUUACAGUUGAUAAAACAGAGAUUCAUUUUGAUAAGGUUUCUUUCAUUGAAAUGCAGACACAAUAUCUAACAAUUGCAAAUACUGGACAAGUAAGUGAAAUUUAAAUAUUCUGUUUAAAUUUUAAUAUAAUUUAAUGUUAU
Molecule: messenger RNA, 2000 nt
Organism: Centruroides sculpturatus (bark scorpion)
Lineage: Eukaryota; Metazoa; Arthropoda; Arachnida; Scorpiones; Buthidae
Product: inositol polyphosphate 5-phosphatase OCRL-1-like
Exons: 17
Coding region: 117-1964 (615 amino acids)
Biological process (GO): phosphatidylinositol dephosphorylation
Cellular component (GO): membrane
Molecular function (GO): phosphatidylinositol-4,5-bisphosphate 5-phosphatase activity; inositol phosphate phosphatase activity
Source: RefSeq, a predicted model, not a curated record